Emys orbicularis (European pond turtle) is the source of this 972-nucleotide messenger RNA. It is a transcript of the gene DEGS2, whose product is annotated as delta 4-desaturase, sphingolipid 2. Gene Ontology annotation, biological process: sphinganine metabolic process; ceramide biosynthetic process. NCBI's taxonomy places the organism in Eukaryota, Metazoa, Chordata, Testudines, Emydidae. The transcript has 3 exons. Bases 1 to 972 code for a protein of 323 amino acids. The record is from RefSeq and is a predicted model, not a curated record. Gene Ontology annotation, cellular component: membrane. Gene Ontology annotation, molecular function: sphingolipid delta-4 desaturase activity.
AUGGGUAACAGGGUCACCCGCGGGGACUUCGAGUGGGUUUACACGGAGCAGCCCCACACUCAGCGGCGGCGGGAGAUCCUAGCCAAAUAUCCAACAAUUAAAUCUCUAAUGGGACCAGAUCCCCACUUAAAAUGGAUUGUGUCUGGAAUGGUGUUGACACAGCUUCUAGCCUGCUACCUGGUGAAAGAUUUAUCUUGGAAAUGGAUUUUCUUUUGGGCUUAUGCUUUUGGGGGCUGCAUCAAUCACUCAAUGGCGCUAGCGAUCCAUGAUAUUUCACACAAUGUUGCCUUUGGUAACAAGCAGGCUAAGUGGAAUAGAUGGUUUGCAGUCUUUGCCAACCUGCCAUUUGGACUUCCUUACUCCGCCUCCUUCAAGAAAUACCACAUUGACCAUCAUCGAUACCUUGGUGGAGACACUUUGGAUGUGGAUGUUCCAACUGACUUCGAAGGCUGGUUCUUUUGCACUCCAUUUCGGAAAUUUAUUUGGCUCAUCCUCCAACCAUUCUUCUAUGGCCUGAGACCUCUUUAUGUGAACCCCAAAGCAGUUACUCAGAUGGAAAUAUUUAAUGCCCUGGUACAAUUCUCUAUUGAUUUUAUAAUCUACUACUUAUGGGGCCUGAAGCCUGUUACUUAUUUAAUAGCAGGCACAUUACUUUGCAUGGGUUUGCAUCCUAUUGCCGGGCACUUCAUAGCAGAACAUUACAUGUUCUUAAAAGGCUACGAAACCUAUUCUUAUUAUGGACCUCUCAACUGGAUCACCUUUAAUGCAGGCUACCACAUGGAGCACCAUGAUUUCCCCAGCAUUCCUGGAUGCAAGCUGCCAAUGGUGAAGAAGAUAGCAGCAGAAUAUUAUGACAACCUUCCUCAGCACCAAUCUUGGGUUCGAGUUCUCUGGGAUUUUGUUUUUGAUGACACCAUUGGUCCUUACUCACGGAUUAAGAGAAUAUGUAAACUAGCACCAGAAAACCAAUAG